Messenger RNA from Lathyrus oleraceus (garden pea), 1590 nucleotides. Its product is annotated as 30S ribosomal protein S2, chloroplastic. Lineage: Eukaryota; Viridiplantae; Streptophyta; Magnoliopsida; Fabales; Fabaceae. Gene Ontology annotation, biological process: translation. The record is from RefSeq and is a predicted model, not a curated record. The transcript has a single exon. Gene Ontology annotation, molecular function: structural constituent of ribosome. Gene Ontology annotation, cellular component: ribosome; mitochondrial small ribosomal subunit. Bases 785 to 1495 code for a protein of 236 amino acids.
UUUCUUUGGUUAAUAAAAUCCAAAAGGUUUAUCGAUCCCAGGGAGUACACAUCCAUAAUAGACAUAUCGAGAUUAUUGUGCGUCAAAUAACAUCCAAAGUCUUGGUUUCAGAAGAUGGAAUGUCUAAUAUAUUUUUACCUGGCGAACUAAUUGGAUUAUUGCGAGCAGAACGAACGGGGCGUGCCUUGGAAGAAGCAAUUUGUUACAGAGCUUUAUUAUUGGGAGUAACAAAAACAUCUCUGAAUACUCAAAGUUUCAUAUCCGAAGCGAGUUUUCAAGAAACUGCUAGAGUUUUAGCAAAAGCCGCUCUUCGGGGUCGUAUUGAUUGGUUGAAAGGUCUUAAAGAGAAUGUUGUUUUAGGGGAAAUGAUACCCGUUGGUACCGGAUUCAAAAGAAUAAUGCACCGUUCACGGUCAAGGCAACAUAACAAGAUUACCCGGAAAAAAAAAUUAUUCGAAGUAGAAAUUAGAAAUCUUUUGUUCCAUCACAGAAAAUUAUUGGAUUUUGCUAAUUUCAAAGAAUUUAUGUGAUACAUUACAAAUAUAGGAUUAAAUGCUUCCUAAAAGCGGGACUCAUCCCCUUAAAUCUUUAAAUGCAGUCAUUUGAUUUGGUAAUUAAAGUAUAAUAAAAAAUAAUAAUAAAUAGAAAUCAAAGAAUGGCCUGAUUCUAUAUUAACGGCCGAUCGUCUAUAAAAGAGAAGGUUCCAUCGGAACAAUUAUUUAUUGCUAUUUCAGGAUACUGGGUCUCUCUCUUUUUUUUUUUUUUAAACAAAGUGUGGGGAUAAAUGACUAAAAGAUAUUGGAACAUAACUUUUGAAGAGAUGAUGGAAGCUGGGGUUCAUUUUGGCCAUGAUACUAGGAAAUGGAAUCCUCGAAUGGCACCUUUUAUAUCGGCAAAACGUAAAGGUAUUCAUAUUACAAAUCUUACUAAAACUGCUCGUUUUUUAUCAGAAGCUUGUGAUUUGGCUUUUGAUGCAGCAAGCAAAGGAAAACAAUUUUUAAUUGUUGGUACAAAAAAAAAAGCAGCCGAUUCAGUAACACGGGCUGCAAUAAGAGCUCGAUGUCAUUAUGUUAAUAAAAAAUGGCUCCGAGGUAUGUUAACGAAUUGGUAUACUACAGAAACGAGACUUGGUAAGUUCAGGGACUUGAGAACGGAGCAAAAGACGGGGAAACUGAACUCUCUUCCAAAAAGAGAUGCGGCUAUGUUGAAGAGACAAUUAUCUCAUUUCGAAACAUAUCUAGGCGGUAUCAAAUAUAUGACAGGGUUACCUGAUAUUGUAAUAAUCGUUGAUCAGCAAAAAGAAUAUACGGCUCUUCAAGAAUGUAUCACUUUAGGAAUUCCAACGAUUUGUUUAAUCGAUACAAAUUGUGACCCAGAUCUUGCAGAUAUGUCGAUUCCGGCUAAUGAUGAUGCUAUAGCUUCCAUCCGAUUAAUUCUUAACAAAUUAGUUUUUGCAAUUUGUGAGGGUCGUUCUAGCUCUAUACGAAAUUAUUGAUUAAUAAUAAGAUAAAUCCAUUUUUAGAUUUGGUUGGGCGGUCAUAGAUUUUUGGAAUUGGGUAUUAUAGCAUUACAAAAUUGUGUAAAAAGAAA